This is a messenger RNA of Cooperia oncophora, 927 nucleotides long. The record is from the annotation of a GenBank genome assembly. Lineage: Eukaryota; Metazoa; Nematoda; Chromadorea; Rhabditida; Trichostrongylidae.
AUGGACACCAACGGGCCUCCUUCCCAUAUGGGUCCCACACUGCCAAUGAGUGGUGGUACACCCCUAGCACCAAAUAACCAAGGUGGAAUUGAUGAAUUGAGCGAGAAGCAGCUCACACCAGAAGUUUUACAAAUUUUGAUGACGUUCUUGAGGAAGAAUGGACUAUCAGAAACUGAAGAAGCUCUGUCGAAGGAAGCAAAUAAUCUUCUUGUGAUGGGUGAUGAUGCCGCAGCGGCCAAUUUUCCUAGCAGUGAGGCUCUGAUGUCCGAAUUCGAUUCGCUCAUACAGUUUGUGGAUUCGUCGUUCGACUUUUUUCAAGCGGAAUUUCAGCCUUAUGUUGUAUCCGAUAUUUGCGCAUUCCUAUAUCAAACUGCUCAUGGAGAACUCCCAAGAGAAUUCUUCAAACGAUAUUGCAAACGAAUACCGACACCAUACGAGGAACUGGUCUACAAGCUCGAACGGAUUCAGUCUGCGCAUCAGGCCCAAGCUGACACUUAUGAAAAAUCCAUUUCUGGUGAAAAUGUCCUAAGUCAUCAAUCAAAACAGUUGGAAAUUCCUCUAGCACGAACGCCAACGAUUAAAAAUAUUGCUAAGGACCACAUUACUAUAGAAGCAUCAGAUGUCAUUUCCAAGUUGAGAUCAAGCGUUGAGUCACAAAUGGGUGGAAUACUUGGUCAAGUCUCCAGAAACGAGAAGAGACACAAGAUGUACUACGGUGUUCUCAAAGACGACGUGUCACAAACAAUUGAAAAGAAGAAAACGCGAGGAAAAGAGUUGAAGGACAACAAGAAAAGUCAAGCACUUGCACCGGUUCCGGAUCGAAUCCCUCUACCUCCUCUUAGCGAAGCACUGCGGGAAGAGCGACGAAAAGCAAUGCGGGUACGGUUCAUCGUGUUUAUUUGUAUUAGUUUGCUUAGUGUUCAUCCU